Molecule: messenger RNA, 2829 nt
Organism: Filobasidium floriforme
Lineage: Eukaryota; Fungi; Basidiomycota; Tremellomycetes; Filobasidiales; Filobasidiaceae
Product: putative WD-repeat protein
Exons: 10
Coding region: 1-2829 (942 amino acids)
Biological process (GO): rRNA processing
Cellular component (GO): small-subunit processome; Pwp2p-containing subcomplex of 90S preribosome
Molecular function (GO): protein binding
Source: RefSeq, a predicted model, not a curated record
AUGUCCCCACCCAUCGCUACCGCAGAAUCCUCCCGAGCGCCCAAACGUACCAAGCUCGAGGCUCAACAGAAAAAAUCUCAACCGCGUCUCUUUGCACCGUUCCGAGCUCUUGGCUUCAUCACCAACCAUGUUCCGUUCGCACUUCAAGUCAGGCAAGCCAAGGGAGCCUUGGAAGGACCGAAUGUGACGAUCGUGACUAGUCUGGGAAAUAGUUGGGCGAUGUGGGAUGCGGGAAAGAUGAGGUUGUUGUUUGUCGGACUUCCUACGCCAUCCCCGAUCACGAGCCUGGCCGUACACGGCAACGACGUCUUCGCCUCGUCCGGGUCGACCAUACACCGCUACACCCGAGGCAAACUCCUCACCUCCUACACCAUUUCAACUUCGUCCGAGAUCUCCCAAAUUCUCAUCCUCGGAAACACUCUCCUCGCACUCCACCCUUCCUCUUCAAACUCUUCCCCGAAUGGGUCUCUGCAGGUCUUCAACAUAACCACCACCGAAUUGGAAGGAGAGAUUUCUUUUCCCAAGGGGUUUGAACCGAGUACGAUGGUUCAUCCUAGUACUUAUGUGAACAAGGUGCUGGUGGGAGGGAGGGAUGGAAGGAUGGGGAUUUGGAACAUCAAGACGCUCUCCUCGAUCCACAUCUUCCCCGCUCUCAACCCCGCCUCACCCUCUCCCAUCACAAUCCUAACUCAAUCACCUGCUAUCGACGUGAUCGCCGUAGGACAUCUAGACGGGACCGUCCGGGUCGUUGAUAUCAAGGACGGCGAGGAGGUGCUCAAGGUGCGGAUGGAGGGAAACACCGGAGAGGGAAUCGUUGGUGUCGCUUUCAGGAUGGACGGACCCCCUAUCCUAGCGACCUCUUCGACAGCGGGAACGAUUGCCGUCUGGGACCUGAACGCCAAGGGGAAACUCUUGCAUACCAUUCGGGACGCUCACGAGGCGGGUGUGACGGGUUUGCAAUUUGUAGGAGGGUUGUUGAUCAGUAGUGCGGGGGACAAUGGUGUCAAGCAAUGGGCGUUCGACUCGCCCACAGCGGUUCCUCGACUACUGAAAUCACGUACGGGUCACCACUCCCCCCUGACUUCGAUUCGAUACUAUGGCCAGGACGGUAAACAAAUCCUCACCGCCUCGCGGGAUCGUUCAAUGCGAUACACCUCUGUCGUCCGGGAUUCUCGAUCGUUCGAGCUUUCUCAAGGAUCGGUCGUCAGCAAGGCCAACGCGCUAGGAGUCCCUGUCAAGAGCCUGAAAUGGAGUCCGAUCGUCAGGAUGAGCAGCGAGGUCACAAGGAGCAAGGAUUGGGAAGACGUGGUCACCAUGCACGAAGGAGACUCGUAUGCCAGGUCUUGGAGGUUACAGGACAAGAAAGCCGGUCGUUGGGCAUUAGACGUCGAGGACGGGGCGGUUUCUGCCGUAUGCACCUCGGCUUGUGGUAACUAUGCUCUGGCAGGAUCAUCCGUCGGACAAAUUCGGAUGUGGAACUUGCAAUCGGGACAGGAGAGGAAGACCUUUCAAGUGAACGGGGUACCUGCCCCGGUUUCCGUCAUGGGGAAGGGAAAGAAGGGAAAGGUCGUCAAGGGCAAGAAGUCAGGGAGCGCCAUUACGGGAUUAUGUACGGAUGCGUUGAACAAUGUGUUGAUCGCGAGUACUCUGGACGGGUCAUUGAGCUUCUUUGACUUCUUCACAACAAACCUCGAGCACACGAUGAAGUUGCCGGCCAACAUCACGUCGAUCGAGUUGCACCGGGAUAGCGGUCUUUUGGCUGUGGUGUGUGAUGAUCUGAUCAUCCGGGUGUUGGACGUGGAGACGAGGCGGAUUGUGCGAGAGUUGAGCGGGCCGAGACGGCCGAUAUUGGACAUGACCUUUUCGCCGGAUUCGCGAUGGUUGAUCACGAGCUCGAUGGAUUCGGUCGUACGGACGUACGACGUACCGACUGGUCAAUUGGUAGAUGCCUUCAGAACGACGAGUAUCGCCACUGGUGUGACCUUUUCGCCGACUGGUGACUUUUUAGCUACGAGUCAUGUCGAUAGCGUAGGAGUGCAUCUUUGGGCGAACAAGGCGCAGUUCAGCGAGGUUGCUCUGCGGCAUAUCGACGAAAACGAGGUAACCGACGUCGCUAUGCCGACGGUGCAGGGUUCUGAUGAUGAUCAGGACUUGGACGGCAUAGAACCCAUCGGUGAACCCGAAUUCCAGGACAUUUACACGACACCAGAACAGUUGGGCGAGGAGCUUUUGACGCUCUCGUUGAUGCCACGUUCGCGAUGGCAAACGCUAUUGAACCUGGACAUCAUCCGAGCGCGAAAUAAGCCCAAGGAAGCGCCAAAGGCGCCAGAACAGGCGCCAUUCUUCCUGCCAACGGUAACAUCUUUGGACGAUGGCCUUGGUACUAGGUUCGACAUCGCCCCCAAGGAAGACGAUAGCGCAUCAAAGUCGACAACUAGAUUGGACCUGCAGAGCGCUUUUGUCGAGAGCGAGUUCACGCGAUGUCUUGGGCAAGAAAAAGAGGGCGGACGAUACGAGAAAUUCUUUAUCUAUCUGAAAUCCCUCACGCCAGCCGCUAUCGAUAUGGAGAUCCGGUCAUUACUCUCAAUAGAGCAUCUGGAACGCUUUCUUCGAGCGUUGGUCGGACGACUACGUUCGCACCGGGAUUUCGAGGCCGUCCAAGCGGUACUCGCUGUAUGUCUAGCCGUACACAGCGACCUGCUGAUCGCCAACGAAGAGUUGGCCGAGGUCUUGCAGCAGUUAUUGGUAGAACAGCGGAAGGAGAGUGAGAGGUUAUUGAACCUCGUGGGUUAUAAUUUGGGUACGAUGUCGUUCUUGCGGGGUGCAUAA